Messenger RNA from Penicillium salamii, 1596 nucleotides. NCBI's taxonomy places the organism in Eukaryota, Fungi, Ascomycota, Eurotiomycetes, Eurotiales, Aspergillaceae. The record is from the annotation of a GenBank genome assembly.
AUGACUUAUAAAACGCCAUGCCGCAGUGCUUUGGGAUAUCUCGAUGGUGCAUCUGCAAUCAUGUAUACCAUAACAAAUAUCUACGUGCUUGCCGCGUUUGGCACCAUCGGAGGUGCUCUCUUUGGGUUCGAUGUGAGCUCAAUGAGUGCCUGGAUUGGCGUCGACACAUACAAAGAUUAUUUCGGUUCUCCGAAUUCCGACUUGCAGGGUGGAAUCACAGCAUCGAUGUCGGCUGGUUCAUUUGCCGGCUCGCUCGCAGCGGGUUGGUUGUCGGAUAUUCUUGGCCGUCGAUACGCACUCAUGAUUGCAUCUCUAAUUUGGAUUGUUGGCGCCAUGGUCCAAUGCAGCGCUCAGAACGUAACACAUCUGGUUGCCGGUCGUGUCGUCAGUGGGUUGGCCGUUGGAAUUACCUCCUCCCAAGUAUGCGUCUACCUAUCUGAACUGGCACCCGCCAAGAUCCGUGGUCGUGUGGUGGGUAUCCAGCAAUGGGCAAUUGAAUGGGGUAUCUUGAUCAUGUACCUGAUUGCAUAUGGCUGCGUGGUGGGUGUUUCCGGACCAGCUGCGUUCCGGAUUUGCUGGGGCGUGCAAGCAGUCCCUGGUCUGAUCCUCUUUAUCGCCUUGUUCUUUUUCCCCGAGUCGCCGCGCUGGCUCGCGUCGAAGGAACGCUGGGAAGAGGCUUUGGAUACCUUGGCUAUCAUCCAUGCCAAUGGUGAUCGUCAUGAUCCGGUUGUGCAGGUUGAAUUCGAGGAGGUCCGCGAGGCAGUCCGUGUCGCUCACGAGUCUAAGGAUGUUUCCUUUUUGGCCUUGUUUGGACCUCGCGUUUGGAAGCGAACCAUGUGUGGAAUGAGUGUUCAAAUGUGGCAGCAGUUGUUGGGUGGUAAUGUUGCUAUGUACUAUGUUGUUUACAUCUUUGAAAUGGCUGGCAUGACUGGUAACACGACACUGUGGUCCUCUGCUAUCCAGUACGUGAUCUUUUUGGUCACCACAGGAGUCAUGCUUCCCUUCAUCGAUCGCGUCGGUCGCAGAAAUCUACUGCUGAUUGGAUCCGUCACCUGCAUGAUUGUACACUUCAUCAUUGCCGGUACCAUGGCAAGCCACGGCAGACCCGUCCCGAACGUGAAUGGAAACGCCAACCUGACCUGGGAGAUCAAAGGCAGUGCCGGCAUGGCCGUCAUCGCGUUUUCAUACAUCUUCACUGGUAUCUACGGCCUUACCUGGGCUCCGACCGGAUGGAUCUACGCGUCUGAGGUUUUCCCUUUGAAGUACCGCGCCAAGGGUGUUGGUGUCUCGGCCGCAACCAACUGGAUUUUCAACUUCGCCCUGGCGUAUUUCGUGGCUCCUGCCUUCCACAACAUUCAGUGGAAAACUUAUAUCAUUUUCGGAGUGUUCUGUUGCGUCAUGACUAUUCAUGUGUUCCUCAUGUACCCCGAGACUGUGGGCCGGUCCCUUGAAGAGAUCGACUUGGUGUUUGAGACCGAUGUCAAGCCAUGGAAAAGUCACAAGAUUGGUGAUAUCUUUGGGGAGGAGAUUGAGCGCCGCAAGGAAGAGGGUGCUAAAAAGGAAAUCGCUGGUGCCGAUCACAAAGAGGUGGUGUAA